Molecule: messenger RNA, 2946 nt
Organism: Aspergillus caelatus
Lineage: Eukaryota; Fungi; Ascomycota; Eurotiomycetes; Eurotiales; Aspergillaceae
Product: fungal specific transcription factor domain-containing protein
Exons: 2
Coding region: 32-2746 (904 amino acids)
Biological process (GO): positive regulation of transcription by RNA polymerase II; DNA-templated transcription
Molecular function (GO): DNA-binding transcription factor activity, RNA polymerase II-specific; sequence-specific DNA binding; zinc ion binding
Source: RefSeq, a predicted model, not a curated record
GGAGGCGGGCCAUGAUCCUGCUCAGACAAAAAUGGCUAGCUCGGACGCGCCUGCAGGUGCUGAAGUGCUGACAUCUGACGGGAGCGACAAACUGAUGCGAAUGAAAGGGGAGAAAGAAGGCUCGGUAUCGAGAGCAGACAAACAUAAAGAGAACGGGGAAGACGCGGAGGACAGCGCGGAUCCCGAAAAAGAAGAUAACUGGAGGAUACAUAACUUGGUAUCAAAUAUUGGCAUGGUGUCGGUCCAAGGAACCUCUGAUCCUCGGUAUUUAGGAUCAACAUCUGGCAUUUCUUUUGCCCGGGUCGUGUUUGCUGCAGUGAAAAGCUCUGUCCCAGGAAAUGCAUCGGAGCGAGGUCCCAUGCGCCCAAGCGAACGCCUACCCCAUAGCGCUACUGGUACAGCUGGGAGUACGGGGCGUGAUUCUUUCUUCGGUCUUCAGACGAGGCCGAUGAUGAAAUGCGCCGCCUUUCCAGAGCGGGAACUGGCUGAGAAGCUCGCCGGCCUCUAUUUCGAACAUGCUAAUCCUCAGAUACCCAUUCUCCAUCGCAAUGAUUUUAUGGAACUACUUGAUCGCACUUACUCAGUUGAAGAAAAAAGCCGCUCUCCUCGCAGUCUUUACAUGCUCAACAUUGUCUUCGCUAUUGGUGCUGGUAUUAUAUUUGAGGAUAAGCCAGGGGACGAGAAAGGAAACGGACGCGACCGUUCGCCGUCCACAUCGAAGAGGCCCCGACUGUCAAAUCAUCAAUACCAACCCGAGGAGUAUCAUGCCUCGGCAAUCAUUCACUUAGAGUCCUUCGUUGGUGCUCCUUCUACAAACGACGGUUUUGGAGCGUUAGAGGAGCUACAGGCAGUGCUUCUGCUCGCCAAUUUUGCCCUGCUACGGCCCGUUGCGCCUGGACUAUGGUAUAUUGUUGGUGUUGCGAUGCGGCUGGCUGUUGACCUUGGUCUACAUUACGAAGAUGGAACAGGCAUUGAUACAUUGGCGGAUGAGAGUCUUGACCAUCCACAACGGAGAGCCGAAGAUAGGGACAAGCCGCGUAUUGAUACCCGUGAGCGAGGGCGUCGGGAGUGGGUUCGUGAUCUUCGCCGGCGCUUGUGGUGGUGUGUCUAUAGUUUCGACCGCCUGGUUAGUUGCUGUGUUGGCCGCCCUUUUGGGAUCAGCGACCAGGCUAUUAGCACGGAGUUUCCGUCCUUGUUGGAGGAUCAAUACAUCACCAAGUCAGGGAUCGUGGUGCCUCCAGAAGGCGCUCCGAGCUAUAAACAUGCAGCACAUCAUUACUUUAAGCUAAGAGUGCUCCAGUCUGAGAUUCAAGAUGUCCUACAACAUCAACAAUCACGGUUUGCGAAGAACAAGGUGCCUUAUGCGGCAAGGAGAUUUACGCGAUCUGAUCUCAUAUCCCCAUUCCUGCAGGGAUUUGACUCAUUCCGCUCCUGGCGCAAGGAUAUCCACCGGCGAUUGAUUGAAUGGCAACAGACUGCUCCAACGAAGCGAGACACAGGCGUGCAAUUCUCUGUGGAGUUUCUCGAAUUGAACUAUUGGCAAGCUGUCAUCAUGCUGUACCAACAGAGCCUAACUGUUCCCGCCGAGUUAGCAGAUGAAGUUACACCCGCUGAAGAUGUCUCCAGUCCUUCUUUCUCUAAUGUAGACGAAGCCGAUGAUGAAGACGAUAUCUAUUAUAAAGUGGCCGAAGCAGGACAAAAGGUUAUUCGAAUAUACCGUCAAAUGCAUCGUGUGCGCUUGGUGAAUUACACGUAUCUCGCUACACACCACAUCUUCAUGGCAGGUAUUUCAUUUCUAUAUGCAAUCUGGCAUUCGCCCGUAGUUAGAAGUCGCUUGACACUAGACGAAGUGGACUUCACAGUGCUUGCUGCCACGUCUGUCCUGGGAGAUUUAGUGCAUAAAUGUCCGCCUGCAGAAGCCUGUCGUGAUGCUUUUGAGCGGAUGAGUAAAGCCACGGUGCAGAUGUCUUUAUCUACCACUGGAUUUGGAUCGCAGGUCGACUUGACUCGGUUCCAAGCAAAUGCCGUUAUAACCCAGCAUGCCAAUGCAAUCUAUGCUGGUCGAAAUAGACAGAAUGGUCGCUAUACAAUAGAUCAACGACAGAGGCCUCCCCCUGGCCAAUCUAGACGGCAAACGCAGACGCGGUCAGCACGACCAAUUCCGAGAUUCGAUAUGAAUCUUGGUGAUCUUUUCAGCGAUAAUUCUGUCCCUGAACGGCAGGGCACAAGGCGAUCGGUGCAGUCUUACUCAGGCCGACCGGAAUUCUCUGACGUCUCCGCCUCUACUUUCGCUUCGGAGCGACCAAACCGGACUCAACGAACACCAUCCAUGGAGUACUAUGGGAACUAUGAGAGCCCCGUCUCUCCACAGACACAGCAACAGUACGUUUAUGGUAACUCUCCACAGCACAGUGGGUCGCCUAGCAGCGUUACUGCCAACCCUAGCCAUCAUCAGUUCCAACCGACAGACCAAGAGAUCUCAUCAACCGGAAUUAGCCUGGAUUUCCUGGACUUCGACGUAGCUGGUGCAGAGGGCCAAGUCCCUCUAGGGUCUGAUGAGAACCCCGAUUAUGAUUUACAGGCAGUACCCUCGUUAGGACACGGGGCUGGGCAUAGUGUUGGAAUCGACCUCGGUUUCGGCAUGGCAGUCGACUUUCAACACGACUGGAGUGAGAAUGCCAACUAUGAUCUUCUUGAAGGAUACUUCUUUGGGGGUUCGGGAGCCGGUCCAUCUGCAGAUGGCUAAGGUAGGGUUGAGAUUGGUCUGUGUACUUGCUCAAAUUCCACAGUUUGUUUGUUUAUAUUUGGCUACUUUCCCUUGUCACUGAUCGGCAAGUCUCCCGACACCGGAAUGGAAAUGUUCUUACGAGGCGGAUCCUCUUUGUUAUAUUUUCAAUGAUGGCUGGAUCUUGGAUAUAUGUGUCUAUGCCGUAUACAGGUUUUUUU